This is a messenger RNA of Camelus dromedarius (Arabian camel), 6283 nucleotides long. It is a transcript of the gene RNF168, whose product is annotated as ring finger protein 168. Bases 353 to 2068 code for a protein of 571 amino acids. The record is from RefSeq and is a predicted model, not a curated record. Gene Ontology annotation, biological process: double-strand break repair; protein ubiquitination. Gene Ontology annotation, cellular component: site of double-strand break; nucleus. The transcript has 7 exons. Lineage: Eukaryota; Metazoa; Chordata; Mammalia; Artiodactyla; Camelidae. Gene Ontology annotation, molecular function: ubiquitin-protein transferase activity; nucleosome binding.
UCCCGCCCGGCGUACGUUAGUGGUGUCGCCCUUGGUCGGCUCCCUAGGCGGGAGUGGCCGUUUUGGCGGGCAUUUGUGACGUCACUAGCCCUUGUGGCGCUGCUACGGCACCGCCGCCAAGUUUAGGCUUUAUGGCUGACCAGAGAGAGAGGAGCGGCGGACUCAGAGCGCCAGGAAGGCCUCGCGCGGACCCUCGACAACGGCGAAACGGAAGUCCCGCUCCAUCGCAGCGCUUCGUCCGGGCGGAAGCAGCGUUCUUCCUCGAGCGGUGGCCCGCGGGCUUUGCUGCCCUGAGCUAAGGGAGCAUCCUCACCUGGUGUUGAUGUUGAAUAUGCCUUAUUAGCAUAUUAAAAUGGCUGUACCCAAAGACGCCAUCCCUUCCUUGUCGGAAUGCCAGUGCCAGAUCUGUGUGGAAAUUCUAAUCGAGCCUGUAACACUGCCUUGUAACCACACGCUCUGUAAAUCAUGUUUCCAAUCAACUGUCGAAAAGGCAAAUUUGUGCUGUCCCUUCUGUCGCCGCCGGGUCUCUUCGUGGACUCGGUACCAUACCCGAAGAAAUUCUCUUGUCAAUAUGGAACUGUGGGAGAUAAUUCAAAAACACUAUCCAAAGGAAUGCAAGCUUAGAGCCUCUGGGCAGGAAUCAGAGGAAAUAGUUGAUGACUAUCAGCCAGUUCGCCUGUUAAGUAAACCUGGGGAAUUAAGAAGAGAAUAUGAAGAGGAGAUAAGCAAGGUGGAGGCAGAGCGACGAGCCAAUGAGGAAGAAGAAAACAAAGCCAGUGAAGAAUACAUUCAGAGAUUACUGGCAGAGGAGGAAGAAGAGGAAAAAAGGCAGGCAGAAAAAAGGCAGAGGGAGAUGGAAGAACAACUGAAAAGUGAUGAAGAGCUGGCAAGAAAGCUAAGCAUUAAUAUUAACAAUUUCUGUGAGGGAAGCAUCUUGGCUUCGCCCUUGAAUUUCAGAAAAUCUGAUCCAGUCACAACCAAACCACAAAAGAAAAGUAAGAACAAACAAAUAAACACUGGAGAUAUUCAGAAGUAUUUGUCACCUAAAUCUCAACUUGGGUCAGCAUCACAGUCUGAAGUUGCACAAGAAGACAGGAAAAACUCCAUGUCUAUGGAAACUGACAGCAGUGAUGUAAAUAGCCCUACAUGGCAAGACAUAGAAAUGGAGGAAGAUAUGCCAAUACUCUCUCCUCAGAUAUGCCUUGAAAUUCAAGAACAAUGUGCAAAAUCUUCAGUGGAGUCACCUAUGCCUCAGUUACGUGCCAGUGGUAGAGAAUGGUGCCUUGAAGGAAAAGUCGAAACAAGAUCAAGCAAUCAUGGUAAAGAAUUAUGUGUCAUAAAUCAUGAGGAACCUAAAGCCAGAGUUCCCUACUCUGGAGAAGCUGCAGAUGAACCUUGUGGCAAAACACAGAGUGGGUGUACUGUAUCUGAUAUGACACAGAUAAUUAGAAAUGACACAGCUGAGACAGAAAAUGAGGAGUCUCGCCUACUGAUCAAUAAAGAUAUCUCCAAAAGAAAAAACCAGGAAUCUUUGUUUGAAGGAGCCAGGGAUCCAUGCUUUUCUGCAAAAAGAAGAAAAAUGUUCCCCAAAGCUUCCUCAGACCAAGAGGACACAGAAAUCAACUUUACCCAAAAACUGAUAGAUUUGGAACAUCUACUUUUUGAGAGACAUAAACAAGAAGAACAGGACAGGUUAUUAGCAUUACAGCUUCAGAAAGAGGUGGAUCAAGAACGACUGAGGCCAAACCGGCAAAAAGGAUCCCCAGAUGAGUAUCAGUUACGUGCUACAUCCUCACCUCCAGACAGAUUACUAAACGGACAGAGGAAGAAUUCCAAAGAUAGGAACUUCAAAAGACAAACUGAUCUGGAGCAUCCAAAACCUCGGAGAGGCUCAAAAAAUGAAAAUUGGCAACCUUCUUUAAAGAUCCAGUUUAAACGUUCAGUUAAUGGAAAAAAGAUACCAAAUUCUACUAGAGAUGAUGGUAAUGUGCCUAAAACUGCUCAUUCCCUACAGCCUAGUAAGUCACAGAAAAGUAUUUUUCAGAUGUUUCAGAGAUACACAAAGUAAUGCAUGGGUAAAGGGAGUGUUUUAUAAUCUAGUAAAGCUGGAUUGUGAAGCUCUCUAUUGUAGAUUCUUAACUUUUUUUUAUUAAUUCUGCUCUGUGGGCACACUCAUUGUCCUCAAUUACAGGACAAUCCUUGUGAUUAUAAGGGAGAAAUAUAUGAAGGUAUUUCUGCCAAACUCAGUGGUAAGCAAGAAUCCCUCUCCUUUCCUUUUUUAGUAACUGUGAUGUACUAAGUUGACAGUCCUUAUGGAUAUAAAAAUGCCUUGGCUGACUCCCAAGAAAUCAUUUCCAUGCAUUUCCUAAAAAAUGCAUAAUCUAUGGCCUUUGCUCAACUUUUUGUCCUGCCUAGUAAUUAAAGCAACUUUAUAGUAUAACCAAGUAGUUAAGGAAUCCAGGCAGGGUUUAAAAUCUGUUUCUUGCAACUUUCCCAUGUAUUUGCAGAGCUCAUGAAAUGCAUCUUCCAUAACACUAAAGUAAUCUAAUUUCUAUUCCACUUUACUUUUUUAAGUAUUACAGCAUUUUCUUUGACUUAAAAUGGAUUUGGAUCAACAUGAAGUCAGAAGAAUCAGAGUUUUCUGGAAAAUUAGGGAUUAACUGACAGAAAUGAAGCGAGAUUCUUGAUACAAAAGGGCCUAAGAGUUGGGAUAAGGCUGAGUGGACUGGAUUGACAGUUUGGAAGCAUUGGAACUGAGUAGAUGAUCAGAUGACUGGGUCCAAAAUAGAGUAGCAUGUGUUGUUUGGCAAAGUCUUCUUCCUUGUCUUUCUUUGCUAAAUGACACAGAAAAUGUGAGUUUUUGCACCGUUGUAUCUAAUCUGCUAUUCAAGGGGAAAAAUGGGAAUUUACUGAGAGUUAUAUCACAGUAUCUACGUUGUACAACCUGACUAACCAUGUAUUUAUUUCCUUAUGUUAUCAUUUGUAUUGAUACUGACUUACUUGUGUUAUGGACAAAAAUAGAAAGUAUGAUACUUGAGUUUGGCCCUGUCUUACCCAUGAAAGUUAAAUUAGAAGGUAGUGAUUUCAUUUUGUGAAUUUAACUUAGAAACUAUUGAUCUUAUGUUUCAUUAAUGUGAACAACUUAGAGCAAACAAACAAUAGUUUUAACAGCAUUUCUUCUGAUGUCUAGUUAGCCAUCCUUUUAAGGUAAAUAACAAUAAAAUGUCCUAGAGGUAAAAAUUCAAGAUUAAAUUUAUCAGUAUUUCUAUACAUUAUUAAGGGUUUUUUUCCUCCAAUUUUGUAACUGAAAUCUGCAUACUUGACGGCAUCCACUUCAAUACUGAUUGGGUAAUUAUGGGUAGAAUUCUGAUGCUGAUUUAAAAUUUAGUUUGCCCUUUCUCAAAAGUGAUUGCCUUCUGAGUAAUGAUUGUGCUGAAAUGAAAUGUAGUUAGAAACUAAUCAAAUUUGUCUAAAAUAGACUAAAAUCUGUUUUUUCAUCAAACCAGUAUUUUUUAAGAGCAAUUUCACUUUACAGUUUAGGGUAGGCAUUGUUGUAAUGCCUCAAAUCAAAAGUUAUGUAAUUAAAUCUUCCUGGAAUAGUCUAUGACCAAAAAAGGAGGAAAAAUAGGGUAAUGUAUUUAGGAUUUACCUAUCUAACCACUUAUUUGUGAAGAAAUCUUUCUGACUAAAGUCGGUUUUAAGAUAAAGUUUAAUUUCUCAGUCGUUCUGAGAAAUUAUGCAUUUUUGUGAGAAACUAGUAAAUGUUUCGUGUCAGUCAUUAGAAUGUAUGGAUACUUCUCCCAUUUCUUUGGAAGGGAUAUGAGAGUGUUUAAUUUCUCAGGGAGUUCUAAAACUGCAGAGAUUGAGAAUCUGGAAAUUUAAAUAAUUAUUAAAAAUUUAAAUGGACUGUGGUUUACAACAGGUAAAAAUUAACACAUGAAAAUUAAAAGUUCUGCAUAACAAAAACUAUCAUAAAGGAAAAUUGAAAGACAUAAACUAGGGGAGAAAGAUGCAAUUCAUCACAAAGAGCUAAUUUCCUUUAUAAUAAAGUAUCUGCCAAUACGUUAAGAAAAAGACUAACAACCCAGAAGGAAAACUAGAGAAGUUUUUUCCCAAGAAACAUUGUUCAAGAAAAGGAAAUGUAAAUGGCUUUUAAAUGUGUUAAAAGAUGCAUGAUAUCACUUAUACUAAUGCUCAUAUAUUUUUCCACCUUUCAGAUUAGUAAAGAUAAAGGUGCUUUUUGGGGUCUGCUUUGAUACAUGUUUGUUUGUUUUAAUCUUGGCAAGAGUGUAGGGAAAUAGGCACUUCUAUAUGUUGCCUGGUAUGAAUAGAAAAUUUAAAAUUCCUAGAGAGGUAACCUUGGCAAUUCUUCCUCUAUUAAAGCUGUCUUCACAUAUAUGUAGAAUGGCACAAAAUACUUUUGUAUGGCAUUGUUUGUAAUAACAAGCUUAGCAACAACCUUAAUCAUAUCAAUACACACCAAAUAAAUGAUGGUACAAUGGAAUACUAUACUGCAAUUAAACAAACAAAAAACCUACUUUACUGAUGUGAAAAGAACUGUAAGAUACAGAGUAAACCAAAAAUACAAGCUGUAGAAUAGCAUAUAUAGUGAGCAACCAUUUGUCCAAAAAAAGAGAAAUAUAUGUAUGAACAAGAGAGACAGUGUUGCCAGUGGGGAGAGAAACUGGGUGACUGGGAGAUACAAAUGAAAGAAUGACUUUUUGCUAUUGUUCUUUUAUAUUUUUUGAAUUUUCAGUCAUAUUGAAUCUAUUGUAUCAGUCAAAAUUUAAAUGUUCUUAAAAUAUUGCAAGAUAAAGGAAACUUAUGCAUCUCAGCCUGCACCACUCUGGAUAGUCCUUUUUUGCCUUUAAAUUCUAAGAGUUGUAGUUCAGGAAGUUUUUUCAGUGUGAAAAAAUAAUUAGCACUGUGAAUUUUUGGAAAUAGUAUUAUAAAUGAAUUUGAAUAUAUUUGGCUUUAAUGUACUAUUUUAAAAUUAUUUGAAAAGCAAAUCUUAGGCUUUUCAGGUAGCAUUGCAGCAAACCUGUAGUCCUGCUGAAAAUAAUAAGAAAAGCCAGAUUUAAAAAAUGUAAAAUUUUCUACUUAAAAGCAUCGGAAAGCUACUGAAACAAUGCGGACUAAGUUGGCGCUAAGACUCUAGAGAGGGAAGACUUGAGAGGUGAACUGAUGUUUGCAACCACUUUUUCGCUCAUAGCAUGUGCCUACUCUGAAUGCAGGCUGAGAUUCAGGGCUGCUGCUGGUGAACAGAGAAACCGGCAGAGCUCUUGGCCAUCUCAUGAAGCUAGAGUGACACAAGGGUCAUCAAACACAAGGUUGGCUUUCCCAUAGAGAUAAUCACAGUUUUGAAACUGUUCAGAGCAGAGGCCAAAAGGCUGAAAACCUCUGAAAAGCAGAGAGGAGUUGUCAUCAGGUACAAGGUGCUAAUGAGACAAGAACAGUUCAGGUCCUACCAGGGAAAGGAAGCCUGUUGAACACACUAAGGCCUCAACUGAAAGCCCUAGCACAGAGGUGUGCAGACUAUGUCCCACAAGCCAAAUCUGCACGCUGACAAUUUUUGUAGGGCCUGUGAGCUAAGAAUGCUUUUAAAUGGCUCUUAGGUUCCUUAGUUCACAAAUAUUUAUUCCAUAAGGAAUUGAACUAUGGGACUAGUAAUUCGUGCAUAAGUUUUGGACCAUCAACACAACUAUAUGCUCCCCCUCAAAUUACUUUAAUUUGUAAAUGGGAAUCAGUGUAACUAACGGAGUCGCUAUCAAGAGUGAAGGAAAGUAAUACACAUUGAGCACCUGGUGCAGGCCGUGAUUCAAAAAUGAACUUUAAUAAGUGAUAGUUCUUUUCUCCUGGCUAUCCUGCAGCCUCAUCACUCCACCAGUCCCACUUUGAAGAGAGUUUCACUUUAUCCCGUGACUUUGUGCGACCAUAAGUACCCACAUACAGCGUCCAGUAAAUUGCAGUUACCUUCUGUCUACUCAUGGAGACUCCACUGACCUCUCUCCUGCCAGAUGUGUCCACAGCACCAUGUAACAAGAAACCCCUGCUCAUAAGUUCCUCUCUGUCACAGUUCCCAGAUGACAGGAGACUUUGGCCUCAGGAAACCAUUUCUUGGAAAUACCUUGUGGCUUCCUCAGAUUCCUAUACUGCUUCUAUACAUUUGGUGUACAUAAAGGUGUGUAAAAUACCACAAACUUUGAAAGGAGUUGAGCUACUACUGUAUGUUUACUUAUUUCUUAAUUCCUGUGUAAAGAUUAAUAAAGAAUCAUGACUUUAA